AUGGAGAUUCUUCAAGGGAUUGCAUACAUUCACUGCAAGCUACAGAUAACACAUGGCAGUAUAAACUGCCAAAAUGUUUUCGUCUCUUUCACUGGCUGUAUCAAGAUUGGAGAUAUUGGAGGAAGUAUGCUAUCUGGCUCCAAAGACAAUCCAGAGAUUGAUACUCAGUCUGUUGGGUUUGUUAUGAGGGAGAUAAUGGAGCCCGGGCAUAGUUACCUCAAUCCAAAAACAUUCACCCUUGACAAACCAGAGAAAUGGAGCUUAGAAUUACUUGAAUUUUUCGAGAAAACCAAAAAUUCAACAGGAACAGACCUAUUGAAUCAUGUCUUUCUUGCCUACUCUCCGGGGCCUGGCUGCCUCAGCCCUCCUGCAGUGUCCGCAGGGUGCCUCUCAAAGAGAGAAUGGAAGCCCUUUGGGUAG
Molecule: messenger RNA, 420 nt
Organism: Coccidioides immitis RS
Lineage: Eukaryota; Fungi; Ascomycota; Eurotiomycetes; Onygenales; Onygenaceae
Exons: 3
Coding region: 1-420 (139 amino acids)
Biological process (GO): protein phosphorylation
Molecular function (GO): protein kinase activity; ATP binding
Source: RefSeq, a predicted model, not a curated record